UGUACCGAGGCUCACCUUUGAAGGUCGUUCCGAUUAUUACGUUGCUACGAAUGUUUUCGAGUACGUACUGUGAUGGUUGAAACUAUUCUAGAUUGGAUACUUGCUUGUACCCGAAUCAUUUCUUUCGCUACCAUACAUUCUGAUCCUACCUAGGUCCACUGAUCGAUWAGAGCACAAACCGACCCGUGGCCUGUGUGGCGACUGGAUCAAUCACUUCCAAAACCAUAGAUGUUGGAAAAAACUUGGUAAUCCCUUUCGGUGCAAUCUAGUUCCCCCUUCCCCCACCCACCAAGCGUUUCCCGUUUCAAACGGAUGAAUCAGUCGCCUCCCUGUGACUCUUGGAUUUUCUUCCUUAGGGCCGCGAUCUUCUUAUCGAUGAGAACCCUUUCCUUCGCGGGAUUCAUAGGCGCAGCAUUCGCCUUCGUCCCCGAAGACGAGCCAGGGUCCGCGUGCGAUGGUUUCACAACGAGUCGUUUGCGGAGGAGCAUUCGUCCAUCGAGAUUGUCCAAGGCUUUCUGGGCGUUUUCGAUCGAGUCGUACUCUACGAAGCAAUACCUCCAGCCGGCCGUCGACCCCGGUUUUUGCAUAAAGUCCGAGAUGCGUUCCAGUCUCCCAAAUUUCGAAAAUAGUUUUUCCACGUGGAUUUUGUUGAUAACGGGUGCAAAGCCCGUCACAAAAAGUGAUUUUGAUGUAGCCAACGUCCUUCCGUGUCGACCAAAGCCGGUCMCCGCUCUCUUCUCAGUUGCAUCAACGUUCUGCUUGCCAUCUUCGACCCCAUCCGCACCACUGGAUUCAGAGUUGAGUGUUUUUCCAUCGCCAUUCUGUUUGUCGUCAUCGGUUCCCUCGGCAGGGAUGGAUACGCUGUUAGGCGUCUUAUCGCCCUCUUUUGCAUGCGGUUCAAGCAUCGUUUGGCAACACUUUCUGAUCGUAUUCUAUCGGACGUCAACGUUAAAUCUUCGCUUCGCAACCUGAAUGUGACUUGUGGAAAAGGCAUGACAAGAAAAAAGACCGACUAAUCGUUUUGAAAAUUGAAAUCAAGGAGAAAAGUUGUAGAUAAGUAGAAAUCGAUGGACAGACGAGCAAACGAAAAUUUGACUCAACCAAGACUCAAAAAGACGUUCGAAGUAAAACCUGGGCUCAUUUCUUGAGAGAACGAAUAGAAAAUACUCGUACGAACUCGUACGUGUUUCUGGUGCUGCAUAGUACUCGUAGCGGCAAGAGCAGGGGCAAUGAGCACGGCAUUUGGGGCUACAAACGGUUCGAACUCAAAACAGCAGCACUAGGAGCUAGGAGCACGAGUACUUGGCGCCGUGAYGAUACGAUUACGGCAUCGUGCACAACAAAAAAACGAUAAAUCGACAAAAACCAUUCCUGCAAGAAGAGGAAUAAUUUCGUUCACAWUUGAGGGUUGACGAUACAACCAUGAUUCGAUCGAGAUCACACGGAAASUCCUCUUCGAAACAGGAGAAAAACGGAUCACGAUGGCAAGAAGAGCAUACACCACCCGCAUGGAACACAAGAGAUGGCGGUCCCGUUUCGAACGCAGUACUUUSGACGAAAACCGCGACGAUCGUGACACAACUAACGGCGAGAUUAGAUCGUGCUACAAACUGAAUCUCAACGCCCGCGGACAUCCAUCCAAAUGUGCUCUGAAAGACGAAGGUGGGAAUGGUAAAGAUAUCGACGUAGAUGAUGAUGCAGGUACCGAUUGUAGCCCGUUAGAGACCGCGAUUCGGACGGCUAGGAUAUUCAAUGGGAUUGUAGUGGAUGACGAUGGCAUUCUUUUGUCCCGUAGCGAAAGGGCCAAUAGAGAAAGUGAUUAUGCGUUGGGCAAAACGCUGAAGGAAGGACAGUCUAGACAGGCAGUGAAAAUCGAACGAAUCAUACGAGCUUCCGAAACCCGCAGCCCCCGCGGGAUUGGAGUAAGAAAGCAUCCGAAUKUUCCUAGUGACGAAACGGAUGACACCGCAGAUAUAGAACAAAAUAAUGCGUUACCAAGGUCCCAGCUUCUGGUUGUCCUCGGGGAAUAUGACGAUAUCACUCGACUUGUUUCGAAAGGAGCGGAAAAGCUUCGUUSAAGCAAAAGCAUUUCUUGGCUUCCUCAUUCUGUUUUGAGUCGAACUAUCGAGUUUUGCUCCACAAAAGAUGCCAUGAAUCUGUCACAAAGCUGCAAACUUAUGCGCCAAACAAUCACGACUUGCACCAACUACCAAGCCAAAACGAGGACUCUUCGGAGGGCAUUGAAGCAAAUGAGCAGUCGAGUCAAAGCACAGACAAAUUCCCCGACACAAGGAAUAUCGAACCAGCGUUUUCCAAACAUUGAAGUCAAAACACUUCGGAACACCUCUUUUAAAUGGAGUAAACGGGGUCGUCGUGAGAAAAGCAAUCAAAGCGCAGUUCGAGACAGGAAUAAUUAAAAUCUGUAGGAAAAUUCUAAUGUAAAUUAAAAAGUCGACCGAAU
Molecule: messenger RNA, 2461 nt
Organism: Pseudo-nitzschia multistriata
Lineage: Eukaryota; Bacillariophyta; Bacillariophyceae; Bacillariales; Bacillariaceae
Source: the annotation of a GenBank genome assembly